AUGGCACACGGACAAAAGAGCCACAGGUGGGCAUUAACCCAGGGCUCCUUCAGCUUGGCACUGGGCCUGUCGCUCCUCUCCCUCCUGCUCCUCACCGUCUCGGCCGCAGAUGAGUACGACUACUACAGCUGGCAGUCGGACAACUUCCACAAUGGCCGAUUCUACACCAAGCAGCCCCAGUGUGUGGACAUACCAGCUGACCUGCGCCUGUGCCACAAUGUGGGCUACAAGAAGAUGCGGCUGCCCAACCUCCUGGACCAUGAGACCAUGCCAGAAGUCAAGCAACAGGCGGGCAGCUGGGUGCCCCUCCUGGCCAAGCGCUGCCACGCUGACACCCAGGUCUUCCUGUGCUCGCUGUUUGCGCCAGUGUGCCUGGACAGACCCAUCUACCCCUGCCGCUCGCUGUGUGAAGCCGUGAGGGACAGUUGUGCUCCGGUGAUGGAGACCUAUGGCUUCCCCUGGCCGGAGAUGCUGACCUGUGACAAGUUCCCCAUCGAUAACGACCUCUGCAUCCCCAUGCAGUUCACUGGGAAUCAUGCGACACAGCCACCAGUGUCGAAGGUGUGCCCUCCGUGUGACAAUGAGAUGAAAGCCGACAACAUAAUGGAGCAUUACUGCGCUAGUGACUUCGUCCUCAAGAUGAAAAUCAAGGAGGUGAAGAAGGAGAAGGGUGACAAGAAGCUGAUUGCGGCGCAGAAGAAAAAGCGAGUGUUGAAGCAGGGCGUGCUGAGGAAGAAGGACCUGAAGAAACUGACCCUGUACAUCAAGAACGGCGCCAACUGCCCGUGCUCGCAGCUGGACAGCCUGAGCUCCAACUUCCUCAUCAUGGGCCGCAAGGUGGACCAGCAGCUGCUGCUCAUGUCCAUCCACAAGUGGGACAAGAAGAGCAAGGAGCUCAAGUUCGCCGUCAAGUACAUGAAGUCCCAUCAGUGUCCCACCUACCACACUGUCUUCCAGUGACACGCCUGUGUACUCCCUGUACAGUCCACGAUCUCCUCACACUCCAACCUGUUACAAAAGUACUAAUUCUCGUUCCACUAGUGCAUCCCUGAACCCCACAUACCCCUGCCAGGGUGGCCGCGCUUUUAUUUUCUCAGCUUUAUCAUGAAUCAGCUAGUCCAAGGGGGGUCGUUCUGAUCCACUGAGAUGAAUCAGGCAUAUUAAUGUCAGAGCGGCUAAAAGCAGCAUGCUCUGCAGCUCCAUCCCAAAAAUAAAAGAUCCAGGAAAAACAGAUUUAUGGCAAUUAUGAUUAAAACGGACAUUUACACAUCUACCCCCUGCUAUUUAAUAAACCGUCUUCUAUUUAAUAAACCUCCUUAACAAUUCUCCUUUCCUUUUCUGAUUUAGUAGAACCAACCACUUUAUGAUAUCUUAGAGCAGAGUUAUUGAUAAGACAGCAGCAUUAUGAAAUGGGAGCCUAAAGUUUCGAUUGAUUAUAGACAGACAGAAUUUGGAGGAGGAAAAGCAGAAUUUGUUUCUGUGUAAAAGAAAAGCUGACAGGAAUGAUGCUACAGUAUAUUUGAGCUGUGCAAUGGGACAGAGCGCACGCUGGCACAGCAGCUCCCAGUACAACAGCAAAGCAGAGAAAUGUAGAUGACCCACUAAACUGUAUGUUUUAAUAAUGAUGUAAAAAGUAGGUAAUUCAGAUGAAUAUUAGAUCAUUAGAAACAGGGCUUUUUUUCUUUUAUCCCUGCUGGGAAAGAAGACGGAUGGAACAAGACAGACUGACGGACGGGAUGAUGCUUUCACUGACUUUGUACAGAACCAUUUUUUUUGCGGCCUGAAAGAGGGAAAGAGAAGACAUCUUCCUGAAAACAAGUGGAGAAAAAAGGAGAAAGAACGAGAGAGAAAGAGACUCUGGACAGUACCAACAAUGUUGGGUUGAUAAGUCUCUGGUACUCGCUAUUUUUCACUAUCACUCUUCAAAUGUUUCUUUUUUUUGUACUUACAUUUUUAAAACAUUUUGCUUCAGUCAAACUUCUAUGGUAUGAAAGCAGAAAUCAUAAAUACAGACAUAACGCCUGAAUUCACUGUUGCCGUAGAAAUGAAAUGAAAUUUUGAUAUUUUCUAAUCAGUUAACCUGUAAGUAGUUCUAUUACUGAAAUACAUCUUUGUUUUACAAAAAAGUAAAUGAAUAAAAUAUAUUUGAAAUUUUUAUAAA
Messenger RNA from Paralichthys olivaceus (Japanese flounder), 2161 nucleotides. RefSeq names its product secreted frizzled-related protein 5 (gene sfrp5). Gene Ontology annotation, biological process: canonical Wnt signaling pathway; non-canonical Wnt signaling pathway. NCBI's taxonomy places the organism in Eukaryota, Metazoa, Chordata, Actinopteri, Pleuronectiformes, Paralichthyidae. The record is from RefSeq and is a predicted model, not a curated record. Gene Ontology annotation, molecular function: Wnt-protein binding.